AAAUCCCCUAAAACAAACAUUUUCAACAUUUAAAUCGUCUGAAAUUUUACAAUACAAGCAGCUUCCCGUGAACAAUGCGAAGUGCUAUUGUUGGUGAUAGAGCAGACGAAGGGUGAUUGGCUGUGGGAUCUCUCCAUUUUGGAAACAGCUGUUUAAAGCCCCUGUCCCUCUUUCUCAUUGUGUUAAACUGACUGUCAGAGCAGCGUUGGAUUUGACUGGGAAUCACGGAACAGAUCAAUUGAAAUCCGUCAAAUCGGCGCGGGAAUGCGGGAAGAGCUUUUGGAAAUGAAGGGGAAUCCCGACAAAGAGUGAAUGGCGUUGUAACAAGUGGAAGAAAGUGAAGAGGAUCAAGGUGUAAUGAGAGGGCCCUUUGUGAGCAGAUGAUGGACGUUGAGGCGUCAUAUUCAGAGUUCAUAAACUGUGAUCGUACAGGUCGCAGGAACGCUGUGCCGGACAUUAAAGGAGAAGCAGGAGAGGGGGGGACCAGUGAACUUACCAAAGACAUGGCUCAGAUGGACUUGAAAGCUACAGAGGGAGAUGCUUCUGGAUCUCCAGCCCCAGAGGCAGAAGCAUCUGGGAGCCAGGACAAACAGGGGACAGAGGGACCGUCAUAAAAAACAAAUCAAGAAUGACCCCGAGGAGAGAGAAAAGCUGGGGACUUCUCUCCUUUUUCUCAUUGAAAUUCUCCUCAUCUUUGCUCAUCGGGCAGCAAUGAAGAGCUCCUCUCAUAGACUGCCAUUAAGGUGGACGUCCACCCAUUGCAUGCUGUUGAGUGCCUAAGAGACAGAUGGAGAAGAAGACACUGCCUUCACAAACACCACUAAAUAGGACGAAUCGGUCUAGGACUGAAUUCAUUCACAGCGCUGAGUGAGGGAAGAUUGUUUUUUUCUAACAGAAGUCCAACAGAAGCACAGGCGUUUUGAUAUCUUUCCAUCCUAAAUGUAAACUAAACAGUCCAAUCUUGAGUUACUGUUAAAGAAACACUCAGAGCUACUGUAUACUAUAAAGUACCAAAUAUAGCCUUUUUGUUACAGCCUAUGACAUGGAAUUACUAUUAUUAUUAUUAUAAAUAUAAUUUUUUUUAAAACAAUGACCACUACAGUUGAAGGAGGUCUGGUUGUAGAACAGAAUUCCCAAAUAUUGCCUGAGGUCAGAAGAGAUUUCUUUCUAUACUUCAUUAUAUACUGUAAAACAAGUGUAACAUAAUUAACGAUAUUUAUGUAGUAUCUUGAGUUACCGCUUUCUGCUCCUGGCACUGUUUUGUGUGUUUAUUUGUCAAACUCUCAGAAACACUUGUUGAAACACAUUGCAUUUAUAUUGUGACUAUAAAUGUAAAGUACCUCAAAAUAAACAGGAAUGACAUUA
Messenger RNA from Danio aesculapii, 1365 nucleotides. RefSeq names its product protein kinase (cAMP-dependent, catalytic) inhibitor gamma (gene pkig). Gene Ontology annotation, cellular component: nucleus; cytoplasm. Bases 381 to 614 code for a protein of 77 amino acids. Gene Ontology annotation, biological process: negative regulation of cAMP-dependent protein kinase activity. The record is from RefSeq and is a predicted model, not a curated record. NCBI's taxonomy places the organism in Eukaryota, Metazoa, Chordata, Actinopteri, Cypriniformes, Danionidae. The transcript has 3 exons. Gene Ontology annotation, molecular function: cAMP-dependent protein kinase inhibitor activity.